AUGGCCUCGCGAGCGGCGUUCCUCAUCACCGAGGUAAACAUUCGCACAGGACAAGCCCGCGAAUGGUGCAACCUCACCCUUGGUGAUGGAUUGUGUUUGGGUUCCAUGAGCUACGAGAUCCCCUAUGCUGCGCUCUACAACCAAGAGCCCGGCAUUCCGUUGUCCCUCAAAGCACCGAGCUUUGAGCGAGCACGCUUCACGAUGGAGGCGGGUACCAUCAUCGUGGACUUCGACCGUGCGACGCUGCAGGGAGCUCUGACGGUGGACGCCGAGUUCAACGACGGUGUGCCCGAAACGAUCGAUUACUCUACGCAGCCCGAUGGUCUCUUCGACUGUGCCAGGGUUUUCACCGAUCCGACCAUCCUCCUCCUCGGCCCAUAUCCCGAGACAGAGUGCAUUUGGAUGACCGACUCGCGUGUUCAAGUGAAUCUCCCUUCAAUCAUUAACGUCUCCGUUGGAGACUCGCUCUUCGUACGGCCCGACACGAUCUACACCAUCCCGCGGAAUGGCGAGUGGUCCCCCGCGGCCAUGGGCGGCGUGCAGGUCGAGCCCCCUGAUCCACUGGAGCCUCCGGUGAUUGUGCUGACAGGAUCUACGAACUUGGAUCAGUGUACCCCGGUGCGGCUGGUGGGAGUCGACUCCUUCCAGACGGGCAAACUGCCGAGGUAUUCGUGGGACCUGGUGAAUGGCACCGAAGAAGAUCCGAAUCCGAGGGACUUGACCAACAAUCCGAACCGGAUCAUCGAUGUGUCGAGGGAGCAGUUGGUGCGGGAAGCCUUGCGAACGGCGACAGAGUUUAACAUGGGCACCCUGGAGAUGCCGAGCGACUACAUGGAGGCGGCUACAACGUACAAGAUGCUGUUCUCCGUCACCAGCCGCUGGGGACUGACCACUGUGAAAGAGGUGAUGCUGACGAAGUUGAAUUUCCCAGCCCCCAUGGUCUCCAUCAAUGGCCCAGCACAGAUCAACCGAAGACGUCCAGAUCGAAUCACGCUUGAGGCCGUGGGAAUCCCCUCUGCGUGCGCCAACGCUUCCAACAACCUCGGGUACCGGUGGAUCGCCACCUCCGGGAAUCUCAACUUUGCAGACUUCCCAGACAUCAUCACCAGCGCUUCCACCCUGGCCAUUCCACCCUUCGUUCUUGAGCCAGAUACGACGAACACGAUGGAGUUCAAUGUCUACAACUUCACGGUGGAGUGCUUCGUGAACACCGUCCAGGGCAAUGUGCCCGAGCGCACUGCGUCUGCCACCGUCACCGUGCGAAUCUACCGCUCGGAUGUUUACGUCGUAUACAGGACGGCAUCGCGGAUGGUCACCAAGGGAGACAUCCUGGUCUUGGAUGUCCGUGGAUCACAAGAUCCCGACUACCCAACCUUGGAGGGACAGACCUUCCGCGGCACCUUUGUCUGGAGCUGCUUCACGCCGCCGCCAGAGCGUGGUGCUUGCUUCGGGGGCUCCGCCACGGGAAUCCUUGAAGACCUCAUCACCUGCCGACAGGACAUCGGGACGCAAAUGCAGGAUGGUGGGGUGACCUUCUUCGCACCCUUGUUCGACGACCUGAUUUUCUGCCGAUACACUCGAGGAGUGAUCAUGUUCCAGACGCAGAACUUCAGCUCAGGCGAGUACAAGUUCUCCGUGCAGGCUACGUCCUAUGAUGGUCGGCAAGCCAGCGAGGAUGUCUACAUUGAGAUGACCGACGUGCAAGUGCCCAAGAUCUUGCUGACCGUCGCGAACGCCCAAGCCAAGUAUCCAAUCUCCUUUCCUAUUCAGAUUUCCGGCACGGAGGAGAACACCAACAUCGCGAGGCGGUUGCAGAUUUCCGCCGAACCACGGGAAUAUUCUUGGACGGUCCUGGCAUACUAUCCCAACCCGGACUAUGACCCGGAUUUGGCAGAGGAGCUGCUCAACGAUCCGAACAACCCAUACACCGUCGAUCAGUACAAGUAUGUGGACCAGUCGGAUCGUUUCGACACUCGGGAUCAACGUCUCUUCCGGACAGAUCCGUCCUUGCCAAACAUCAUCAUUCAGCCAAAUGUCCUGCAGCCUUCCACGAAGUACAAGUUCCGGCUCAACAUCCAUCUGACGAAUGUCACGGGCUAUUCAGACAUUGUGAUCGAAACGGCCGGGCUGCCUCCCAGGAGUGGUCGUUUGGAGGUCACGCCGGUGAACGCGACGAUGGACACGCCCCGGGUGCUGAGCGCACCGAAUUGGGUGGCGACAGACCUGCCUUUGACCUACAACUUUGGUUACAUCAAGUUCGUGGAGGGCAACCCACUCGAUUCGAUGUUCAACACCGAUCGGCAGCAGGUCUCAUCCAAGGAGCUUCCACGACUCGUUUUGGGCGAAGCCAGCACUAACUACACGGUGCACCUCUUCGUGGAGGUCUACACGCCCUAUGGAGCGUUCUCCCGUGCGGAAGUGGCGGUGCAAAGUCUUCCAGUCGAAAACUUGUCGCAAGCCGUCAUCGACGGGCUCGACAAUGCGCAAAACGCAGAUGCGUCGAAUUUGGUGAACGACCUGGACUACAUCCUGUCUCUCGAUCCGGACCCGGGCACAGUCCAGCAGGUGAUUGACAUCUUGGAUGAGAAUGUGGACAACAUCCCGACGACACCGACGCAGCUGGAACGGACGGCAUCCACUUUUGCAGAGAUUGUGGCUGGCGGGCAGGAUUCCGAUCAAGUGCUUGACUUGGUGGAGUCGUUGGUUCAGACGUCUGCAAACACUGGGGCAAUCACGUUGGAAUCGAGCUUAGCGGGCACCUUCUUCGGCAUCUUCGGAAACCUCAUGCCCCCGCCGGCGGUGGAGCGGGGGAGGCUCUGUCUCCACGAGUUGGAGGGGCAGAGUCAGCAGCAUUACUGGGAGCGCACGGGCGAGAGUAUGGGCUGCUCCAGCCAGGAGUGCGCAUUCUCGAGCUGGGCGCCGGCACAGGUUGGCUGGGACUUUCUCUGGCCACGGCAUUUCCAGAUCUCGGACGACUUCUUCUUACGGCAUCGUGGCUUGUUCAUGCGGUUGAACAUGGACCUGCCCGGUGCUGAUAAAGUGGAGGUGGCAGCACUCGACUGGGCCGACGUCGAUGCCAGCGCCGUCUGUGAAGAGACCUGGGAUCUGAUUCUGGGUUCCGACCUCGUCUACAGCCGGGACACCGCUUCUCUGAUGCCGAAGGUCGUCUCACAGCUUCGACUUUCUCAGGAGCGCCGCACGGGCACGUCGCCUACGGCUGUGUACUGCCAGUCUCUGCAUCGGUGGGGCUUCGCUGGAUACGACAUACCUUUCUUGGAAGGCUGUGCCGCUGCAGGACUUGUGCCUGAAGCUUUAUGGCUUCAGGGCUACGGCCCCUGUACUGGACACCUCGAGCGUGACUGCGCCGCCGUGGAAGUCGACCGGGGAGUUCGGGCCCUGGCACAGCGGCCAGCGAUCUUCCGCCUGGCAGAAAGGAGUCGGUCGGGCGUGGAGCCUGUGGCUGGUGCGUGGCUGCGCUAUGCGGCGCAAUGGCGUCAAGAGAGAGAUACGGCAGCUGCUGCGAGCAUGGAAGCCGGCAUCAUCACCGACUUGGGCAGGGAGGCCUCCACAGCGCGGAUUGGCCUCGACCUUCCGAGACCUUCGACCUGCCGGACAUGA
Messenger RNA from Symbiodinium sp. CCMP2592, 3618 nucleotides. NCBI's taxonomy places the organism in Eukaryota, Dinophyceae, Suessiales, Symbiodiniaceae. The record is from the annotation of a GenBank genome assembly.